Messenger RNA from Mus pahari (shrew mouse), 609 nucleotides. Its product is annotated as sperm motility kinase X-like. NCBI's taxonomy places the organism in Eukaryota, Metazoa, Chordata, Mammalia, Rodentia, Muridae. Gene Ontology annotation, cellular component: nucleus; cytoplasm; cytosol. The record is from RefSeq and is a predicted model, not a curated record. Gene Ontology annotation, molecular function: ATP binding; protein serine/threonine kinase activity. Gene Ontology annotation, biological process: negative regulation of glycogen biosynthetic process; intracellular signal transduction; protein phosphorylation.
AUGAAGUCUCUACACCACCGUCAUAUAAUACAGCUUCUACAAGUUUUUGAAACCAGGCACAAAACCUACCUGGUGAUGGAAUAUGCACCCCGGGGAUGCCUGCUGGAAUACAUCAACAAGUGUGGGUUUCUGAAUGAGGCAGAGGCAUGUACCAUGUUUACGGAACUCUGUUUGGCUGUCAAGUAUAUCCACAGUCAGAAUAUUGCCCACCGAGACAUCAAGGCUGAGAACAUCCUAUUGGAUUGUGAGGGGCAUGUGAAACUUACUGACUUUGGCUUAAGCAAAAGACUGACCUCUGGGGAAAAAUUCAAGGGAUUUUGUGGCACAGCACAAUAUUGUGCUCCUGAAGUGUUAGGUCACACACCAUAUGAUGGCCUUCCAGCCGACAUUUGGAGUCUUGGAGUAGUAUUAUAUUUCAGUUAUCGGCCACCUUCCCUUCCAAGAGACAGUGCACUCCAAGAUACGGUACAUGAUUCUAUCCCAGAGCUGUUGGAUUCCAUAUCUCCUGUCCCCAGAGCUUCGAGACCUAUUGAUGAGAUUAAUGACAAUAGACGCCACAAUGAGGCCAUCCAUCAAAGAAGUAUUGGCACACCCAUGGCUGCACCAUGA